Molecule: messenger RNA, 6651 nt
Organism: Sus scrofa (pig)
Lineage: Eukaryota; Metazoa; Chordata; Mammalia; Artiodactyla; Suidae
Source: RefSeq, a predicted model, not a curated record
CAUCUGAUUAUGUGUGGUUUUCUGCCUGCUGCCAUUUCACUUGGUACUUCUGGGAUCAUUUUCACAAUAAGAAACAGAGGAGCCCAAGGGAUUUCAAGUUUCAUCAAUUAGUUGAGGAGGACUGUGGACACUGAGAUGCAUAAAACGCACACCUGAGGACUCUGACAUCUCACACCUGUGGCUGUGAUGACACUAGUUCAGCAGAGAGGCUGGGGUCUCAGAUCCACCUCCCACAGGGGGAAAAAGUCCCCAGGGCAGAGUUGCUGAUCCCUAGUCCCAGCAGUCGGGGCGCUGCCUUCUCGUGUCAAGGUUACAAGUCAAGAAUCGAGCUAGGCCGGACUUGCCGACAGUGACAUCACGAGCAUCUUCGUUCUUAAUCGAAGGGCACGUUUCCACGGUGACCUCACCCACAUGGCUGACUCCUGACCCCGGAGGUCACCAGGUCACUCCACCACCCCCUACCCCUCGUCCCGUUCAGUCCCGGCACGGAACAGGAACAGAGGGUGCUUCACGUGCAAAGUGAAUCAGGACUCCCCGUUCCUGAGGACUCAGGGCUGGUGGCCAAGGGGCAGGUUCUGCGCCGAGCUAUCUCUGGGGUUACGGGUCGGCAAUAGAUCCAUGAGGCCAGUCACUCAAUGAUCAGAAGGCGUGCCUGCGGCGCAAUCUGGCAAAAAAAAACACAAAAAACCGGGCGGGGCUCGGAGAACUGUCCAAUUGGGGGCGCUAGGGGAGGGUCUCGGGAAACUGUGCAAUCAGAGCCCCCGGCAGUAGUAAUGCUCGAGGUCCUGCCCAAUCAGGUCAGCGGGACGCGGAGCAGCUUCUACUCAGGAGCCCGGUGGAUGUUGAGUGCCAAGAAGACCAUCCAAUCAGAGCUGGGGCCGGGAGCGCUUCCAGUCCAGGUGCAGGUCGUUUUCGGCCGGUCGUGGCGCUCUUGCGCACCUGCCCCGCGGGGCCUCAGGUGUUUGUUCCCCAUCGCUCUCACCUGCCCAGGCCCUAGGGAGGACGCCCGGGAGAUCCUGGAGCAAGGCGGAGAUGAUAUAUACCUGUUUGUCCUGUGCCAUGUAUUGAAGUAUCUGUCAUUUCUGCCUGCCUCCAAGUGGCUGCCCUGUCGUGAAUCAGGAUUCAGUGGUUUUUGAGGAUGUGGCCGUGGACUUCACCCUGGAGGAGUGGGCUUUGCUGGAUUCUGCUCAGAGGGAGCUCUACAGAGAAGUGAUGCUAGAAAACUUCAGAAACCUGGCCUCAGUGGAUGAUGAAACUCAGUUUAAGGCCAUUGGGUCAGUUUCUCAGCAGGAUGUUUAUGGGAAUAAAAUAUCCAGGAAACAUAACAUACCAAAGUUCACUGGAAAUGAUUCCUGGGCCUCUGUCCUAGGAAAAAUUUGGGAAGAGCUCAACCUUGAAGAUCAGCACACAAACCAGAGGAGACAUCCAAGAAAUCAUGUGGUGGAGAGACUCUGUGAGAGUAAUGGUCAAUGUGGGGAAAGCUUCAGUCCAAUUCCAGAUCUUAAUCUGUACCAGAAAAUUCUUAAUGGAGUAAAAUGGUGUGAAGCUCAUGCAGAUGGAAAAGCCUUCAGGCACCAUUUACCCCUCAAGAGUCACCACACUGCUCACACUAGACACAAACCAUAUCAAUGUCAGGAAUGUGGGAAGGUCUACAAUUGUCGUUCACACCUAAGGAAGCAUGUGAGAAGCCACAGUGGAGAGAGAACCUACACCUGUAAAUUAUGUGGAAAAACCUUUCCUCGUACUUAUUCCCUCAACCGGCAUAUAAGGAUUCAUACUGCCAAGAAAACCUAUAAAUGUCAGCAAUGUGGGAAAGCCUUCAUUGAUUUUUCAAGUCUUACUAGUCAUGAGAGAACUCACACUGGAGAGAAGCCAUAUAAAUGUAAGGAUUGUGGAAAAGCUUUUAGUUAUUCCUCAACUUUUCGAAGACAUAUGAUAACACACACUGGAGAGAAGCCCUAUAAGUGUACAGAAUGUGGGGAAGCCUUUAGCUAUUCCUCAACUUUUCGGAGACACAUGAUAUCCCACACUGGGGAGACACCACAUAAAUGUAAGGAAUGUGGGGAAGCUUUCAGUUAUUCAUCAGCUUUUCGAAGGCACAUGAUAACACACACUGGAGAGAAACCCUAUGAAUGUAAACAGUGUGGGAAAACCUUCAUUUAUCUCCAGUCCUUUCGAAGACAUGAAAGGAUUCACACCGGAGAGAAGCCCUAUGAAUGCAAGCAAUGUGGAAAAACCUUCAUUUAUCCCCAGUCAUUUCGAAGACACGAAAGGACGCAUGGUGGAGAAAAACCCUAUGAAUGUGACCAGUGUGGGAAGGCAUUCAGCCACCCCUCAUCCUUUCGGGGACAUAUGAGAGUGCACACUGGAGAGAAACCUUAUCAGUGUGGUCAGUGUGGGAAAACUUUCAACUGGCCCAUAUCCUUACGAAAACAUAUGAGGACACAUGCUAAAGAGAAACCCUAUGAAUGUAAACAGUGUGGAAAAGCCUUCAAUUUGUCUGCCUGCUUUCGAGAACAUGUGAGAAUGCAGCCGGGAGACAGAUCAUAUGAGUGCAAGUUAUGUGGGAAAGCUUUCUAUUGCCACAUCUCCUUACAAAAGCACAUGAGAAGGCACACUGCAGAGAAACUUUAUGAGUGCAAGCAGUGUGGGAAAGCCUUCAGUUGGCCUGAACUUUUGCAACAGCAUGUGAGAACACACACUGCCGAGAAACCUUACGAGUGUAAGGAAUGUGGUAAAGUCUUCAAAUGGCCAUCAUCUUUACCAAUACAUAUGAGAAUGCACACAGGAGAGAAACCAUAUGAAUGUAAGCAGUGUGGGAAGGCCUUCAGUUGUUCCUCCUCCUUAAGAAGGCAUGUGAGAACACAUGCUACAGGAAACCACUACAUAUGUAAUGUGGGAAAUCCUCCUGCAAAUGAACUCAUGCACAGUGCUUCAGAAAAUUCACAUCAGGAGAGAGGUCUUAUAAAAAUUGUAAAUCUGCCAUUGCCCUUAGGAGUAUCUCAUCGUUAAAAUGUACACAUAGGGAGUGUAUUUCCAGUUCUUUUGCAAAUAAACAUUUAAUUUUAUUUUUAUUUUUUAUUUUUUUGGUCUUUAGGUCCACACUCAUGUCAUGUGGAAGUUUCCAGGCUAGGGAAUCAGAGCUGCAGCUUCCAGCCUAAUCCACAGCCACAGCAGUGCUGGAUCUGAGCCUGUCCAUGGCCUACAUCAUAGCUCAUGGCAAUGCCAGAUCCUUAACCUACUGAGCAAGGCCAGGGAUCAAACCCACAUCCUCGUGGAUCCUAGUCAGGAUUGUUAACCACUGAGCCACAAAGGGAACUCCCUUUUGCAAAUAAACAUUUAGAUGAAAAUUGUCAAAGUACCCUUUUAGCUCUAGUACAUAAAUUUUGCAGGUAGUGGUUUCCUUCUAUUUUAAGAAAUAAAACAUUUAGCUUUACAGUUCGUUGGAUUCAUGGGUGGUUUGAAAUUUAUUAUUAUUAUAUUUUUUAAAAUUUUAUCUUAUUUUUUCUUUUUCAGCCACACCCAUGGCAUGUGGAAGUUCCUAGGCCAGGGAUUGAAUCUGAUGUAUAAUUGUAACCUAUGCCACAACUGCAGCAGUGCUGGAUCCUUAACCCACUGCACUGGGGAUUGAACCAGUGGCUCAGUAGAGACAAACUGGAUCAUUAAAUACCCACAGUGGGAACUCCUUGAAGUGUACUUUUAAUGUGUAAUUAGUUUUAAUAUCUUAGUUCUUUAAAUUGUUCUUAAGAGGUUAUUGGAACAAUGACACUGAUAUUUGUUGGGAUUUUCUUACUGGCUUAGUGUGGCACAUACUGGACAAUUCACCCAUUAUGUGUUUUCUACCAUGGUAUUGAGAAAGAGUAUUUGUUUAUUUUAGGCCAGAGGAGCCUCAUUCACACACAUAGUUGGCAGAAAUUUGUAAUGCAGAGUUUUGUGAAGUUCAUAGUCUCAUGUGAAUUGUUAUUUUCAGCUUUUUUUUUUUUUUUUUUUUUGGCUUUAUGGGGCUGCACCUGCAGCAUAUGGAGGUUCCCAGGCUAGGGGCCAAAUUGGAGCUACAGCUGCUGACCUACACCACAGCCACAGCAAUGCAGGAUCCAAGCUGCGUCUACGACCUGCACCACAACUCACAGCAACUCGGGAUCCUUAACCCACUGAGCGAGGCCAGGGAUCAAACCCACAACCUCAUGGUUCCUAGUUGGAUUCAUUUCCGCUGUGCCACGGCAGAAAGUCCUGCCCUUUGCUUUGUACUGGCUUGUGACUGGGAAUUGAACAGUAGGAUUAAAUGGAAGAGACACUUGUGAUGCAACCAUGAGAUAGAUAAACAGAGUUCUGGAUUGUGUUGUCAGCAUGGGUAAUGGUGGGAACCGUAUUUCCCAGAAUCGCUUCCUUUUAUGAUUCUGUGUUCUGAUUUACUGGUAGCCUAUUGGCAUGUGAUUUGGAAGGUAGAAGUGAAGCCAUUGCUAAGUUUCUGGGGCCACAUUAAAGUAUGAUAGAAAGAUGCUUAGGGGCUUCUUGGAAGCUUUCAGUCCAUUUACCUGAUUGUUGGCCUUACCAAUCAAGAGUACCAUCAGGAGUUCCCAUCAUGGCGCAGUGGUUAACGAAUCCGACUAGGAACCAUGAAGUUGUGGGUUCGAUCCCUGGCCUUGCCCAGUGGGUUAAGGAUCCGGCGUUGCCGUGAGCUGUGGUGUAGGUUGCAGACGCGGCUUGGAUCCUGAGUUGCUGUGGCUCUGGCGUAGGCUGGUGGCUACAGCUCUGAUUCAACCCCUAGCCUGGGAAUCUCCAUAUGCCACAGGAGCGGCCCAAGAAAUGGCAAAAAGACAAAAAAAAAAAAAAAAAAAAAAAAAAAAAAAAAAAAAAAAAAAAGAGUACCAUCAAAAGAAAUGCCAAGUAUUUGAUUUCUGUUUUUCUCAGAGUUGUAGGCUUACAUAAAUAUCUCCAAGAGCUCAGUGUCAAGGAUGCAUUUUAGGGUCAGGUACUCACAGUUUGGAUUUUCCUUCAGACCUCUAAUUCAGACUCAUGGUUAGUGAUCAAUCCCUAAUGCUAUGAUGGUGUCUGCUCUUCUCUGGAUGUUAAUAUUUUCUUUAAGGUCUAAUUUAUAAAGAGAACUCUUUGUAAACUUUUCAUGGCUCUCUGAUCCUAAUUCUACCACAAAAGCUACAAAGUUGCAGCAGAACAAAACAACAUAUGGAACUUUGUUAAUCUAAUGUUCUGAGUCCUUCUAUGUGAGAACUGAUGCCUUCCUGAUAAAUUUGGGGAGAUGUCUUGUUAGAGUUGAAUGCAGUUCCUUGAUACGGGUUUAAUUAUUAUAUUUGAUUAUGACUCAUAAAAACAAUGUUUUAUUUUCAAGUGCAAUCUUCUGUAUGUAUUUCUUUUCAUUUUUUCUAGGGCCCCACCUGUGGCAUAGAGAGAUUCCCAGGCUAGGGGUCCAAUUGGAGCUGUGGCUGCCGGCCUACACCACAGCCACAGCAACAGCAACGCGGGAUCUGAGCUGCAUCUGCGAUCUACACCGCAGUGCAUGGCAACACUGGAUCCUUAACCCACUGAGCGAGGCCAGGGAUCAAACCUGCAAUCUCAUGGUUCCUAGUCAGAUUUGUUAACCACUGCGCCAUGAUGGGAACUCCUGUAUGUAUUCCUUAGAAAUUUUUUAAAUUGUGUUUUCAAGUCAUUUGUAUACAAACAGUAUUAGUUUCCUAGGCCUACUAUAACCAAGUACUACAACUGGGUGGCUUAGGACAACAGGAAUUUUUGUCUCAUAGUUCUGGAAGCAAGAGACCAUGCUGCCUUUAAAAGUGCCAGAAAAGGAUCUGUUCCGGCACUCCUGUCUUCUGUAUUUUGUUCACUGGCUUGUGGCAAGCAUAAGUAAUCUUCAUGUGGCAUUCUACCUGUGCAUGCCUAUCUCUUCACGUGGCAUUUCUUUUUAAGAACACCAUACCUAUUGGUUAGAGCCCAUCCCAUUCCAGUAUGACCUCAUCUAAUUUAUAUCUGCAACAACUCUGUUUUAAGGUCAUGUUCUGAGGUACUGAGAUUUCAACAUGGAUUUUGGGGGAACACAGUUCAACACAUAACACUAACAAAUAUUCUCUUUCAUUUACUGAGCAUAUAUUAAAAUAUGCCAUUGCAGUUAUGGAUCCCAAAUCAACUCUGUUAAUUUAAGUAUUGUACAUUAUGAGUCAUUAUUAGCAUGUAUAUACAAGUUAAGGCCGUUUGUCAUGUAAACAUUUUUAAAAAAUUUUUACAUACUUGAACAUUUAUCAUUAAAUGGAUUGCUUAUUCAUUGUUAAUAAUAAAAGCUUAAAUAGUAUUUUGUCAGUGCUCUCUAGCCCCAAACCACCAAGACCACACUGUUUGAUCAAACUGGGUAUAGUGAGUUAAAGCAGUUUGAAUGCACAUAUAGUGGGUUGUAUCAGUCAGGGCUUGUUUAAAAGAAUGUAUUUUCAGGUUUGGGCUUGUGUUUGCUAAGUUUAGAAAGCGUAAAUAAUUGAGUUUAGCUAAAACGAAUUGGUAGAGCAGCAGUCUGUCAUAUUAUGGAGAAAAGGGGACUGUUUCAUCAUUUCUGUGAUUUGGAGGUAAGCAAACCUAAAGAACAUAAAGUAUCAACUUGAGUAACAUGUAAUAUAAAAUAAAAUAUAUUUGUCAUCCUUGAAAAGGAAA